GUGGGCUCUGAUUGGCGGAGGAGCGGUCCAGUGGCAGAGUUUGGUGUUGGCCUGUGGAGCGGAGGAGGUGAUACAGCAAAGAUGGUGCUGGAGAGUACGAUGGUCUGUGUGGACAACAGCGAAUACAUGAGAAAUGGCGACUUCCUCCCGACCCGCCUUCAGGCCCAGCAGGACGCCGUCAACAUCGUCUGUCACUCGAAGACCCGCAGCAACCCCGAGAACAACGUGGGCCUCAUCACCCUGGCCAAUAACUGUGAGGUUCUGACCACACUCACCCCAGACACGGGCCGCAUCCUCUCCAAACUGCACUCUGUACAGCCCAUUGGGAAGAUCAGCUUCUGUACUGGCAUCCGGAUAGCGCAUCUGUCACUGAAACAUCGCCAGGGAAAGAAUCACAAGAUGAGGAUCAUCGCCUUCGUGGGGAGCCCAGUGGAGGAUAACGAGAAAGACUUGGUAAAAAUGGCAAAACGGCUAAAGAAAGAGAAGGUCAGCGUAGAUAUCAUCAACUUCGGGGAGGAGGAGUUGAAUACAGAGAAGCUGACGGCGUUUAUCAAUACAUUGAACGGAAAGGAUGGGACAGGCUCACACCUCGUCACUGUGCCACCGGGGCCCAGCCUGGCCGAUGCCCUGAUCAGCUCCCCCAUUCUGGCAGGAGAAGGAGGUGCCAUGCUGGGAUUGGGGGCCAGUGACUUUGAGUUUGGGGUGGAUCCCAGCGCUGACCCGGAGCUGGCUCUGGCUCUUCGUGUGUCUAUGGAGGAACAGAGGCAGCGCCAGGAGGAGGAGGCCAGGAGGGCAGCCGCUGCAUCAGCUGCUGAAGCCGGGAUCACCUCCACUGCCGGAGAUGAUUCUGAUGAAGCGCUGCUAAAGAUGACCAUUGGACAGCAGGAGGGGUGCCGCACUGGGCUGCCAGACUUCAGCAGUAUGACGGAAGAUGAGCAGAUUGCCUACGCCAUGCAAAUGUCUCUACAGGGCGCCGAAUUUGGGCCGGCAGAAUCCGGUGAUCUGGACAGCAGUGGGGUGAUGGACACUUCUGAGCCUGCCAAGGAGGAGGAUGACUAUGACGUUAUGCAAGAUCCGGAGUUCCUGCAGAGUGUUCUGGAGAAUCUGCCCGGUGUGGAUCCAAACAAUUGCAUUCAUCGUAUUGGAUUAGAAGCAUCUAGUAAGUUCUGA
Messenger RNA from Nanorana parkeri, 1170 nucleotides. RefSeq names its product proteasome 26S subunit, non-ATPase 4 (gene PSMD4). Gene Ontology annotation, biological process: proteasome-mediated ubiquitin-dependent protein catabolic process. The record is from RefSeq and is a predicted model, not a curated record. Lineage: Eukaryota; Metazoa; Chordata; Amphibia; Anura; Dicroglossidae. Gene Ontology annotation, cellular component: proteasome regulatory particle, base subcomplex; cytosol; nucleus. The transcript has 10 exons. Bases 82 to 1170 code for a protein of 362 amino acids. Gene Ontology annotation, molecular function: polyubiquitin modification-dependent protein binding.